GACCCCUUUUUCACGGAGGCCAAGACGGCAGGUGGCGCUGGGAGCCCACAGGUCUUAGCAAUGAAGGUCUCACCGAACGUGGCCUCAUGGUCGAGGAUGUAAGCGGGGACUUUGAUGCAAAGUGCAAAGAACACUUUGAGCAGUCCUUGGACAAGACAACCUUUGACUUUGAGAAUGGCCCGCUGUGGAAGCUCCGAUUGCUCCGUCAACCAGGUUUCCGAGGUCCCCGUGGUGGACGCAGUGCGAUGCUUUUCAGCUUCGUCCAUUCCAUUGACGACCAGAAGAGUGCCAACAUACUGCUGCACGAUCUCCUCUCCCACAUGGAGGCCGCCGAAAAAGGCGACCCAAUUGAGGAUCCCAAGCCUGCAGCGUUGCCAGCUUCCCUGGAGGACGUUUUCCUUCAGGAUGAGCUGGACGUCCAGAAGUUGGCGGGAUAUGCUCUCUCACAGGCGAGCGCUGGCGCGGUGCCCUUCAUGAAAGUUCCUUCCGCACUUCGUGCAGCGGAACGAAAUGUCCGCAAGAACUUCGGGCUCAAUCCGGCUCAGCCUGUAGCACAGGAGAGGAACAUGACGGUACCUACAGCUGCCGCAGAAGGGAACGCCAAGCUUCUGAUGGCAGAGGCCGUCUCCUCGGAGAGCGACUUCUGGUCUGAAAGCCGCAAGAAUGUCGUGUCCUUCCGAAGCCUUCCUGCGCAACAGCUUUCGCAACUGCGGCAGCUGUGCAGAGAGAACAAUGUCACCAUGUCCAUGGCUGUUGCCACAGCCGCUUUACUUGCCACCAGCGACAUCAGCAAUGACGAUAUGGACUUCGCAUACGAAGCUUAUCGUGUGCUGCUGGGGGUCGACAUGCGCCGUUUCGCCCCUGGCGGAGACUGGACGCAGGGAACCAUGGCCUAUGCGUCUGGUGCGCUGGACUUCACGCUGCGAUUGCUACCAAAGAGUGGCCAAGCUUAUGCCGCAGAGCAUGAGAAUACAAGCAUACGUUCGAGAAUAGGAGGCGUUCCAUUUUGGGAGCUGGCGCGGGCAGCAGACUUCGCAGUGCGCGAGUGGGUAGAGAAAGGAUAUGCAGCCGAAUCCACGCGGCUUUUUGACAUCGGGAUUCGCCUUUUGCGAAUGGACAACAUUAUCCGGGAAACGGCCAACGAUCCAAGUACUUUAGGUCGCGCCUACUCGGUUACCGUGUCCAACGCCGGGAUAUAUAGCCAGGGGCCUGACAAUGGCAGCUACGGUAGCCUUCGACUAGACAAGAUAUUCUUUGGGAUUUCUACAGCCAUCAGUGGAUCCUUGAUGUCGGCUUCGUGCCUGACAGUCAACGGAGACCUUCUGAUCACUGCUCACAGCGCAGCUCCCGUGGUCAACCGCUCGGACAUGGAGUCUUCGCAGAUUUCCGAAUAG
Messenger RNA from Symbiodinium necroappetens, 1394 nucleotides. Lineage: Eukaryota; Dinophyceae; Suessiales; Symbiodiniaceae. The record is from the annotation of a GenBank genome assembly.